AUGUCUUUACAAAAAAACCCAAUAAAAUUCAAAUCGCAAAAUCGCAAAUCGAGUAAAUCACCAGUUGCUGAAAAUCCACGCUGUUCUACUUCAUUUCGAGAAAGUGACCACGAAAAAUGUGAUGGUCAGUCAUAUGAACCAGCUAAUACCUUAGACAAAGAAAUAGAUAAAAUUAAUUAUGCAUCGUUGAGUACAAGUUAUGAACGUUUACAUCAACAACAGAAACAGUUACCAAAUGUAACUAUAAAACGUGAAGAAAAAAUAUCGUCAACAACACAAAUACAAACAACAUCAACACGAAAAAUUAUAUUAGAUGUAGAAAUAGACGAUGAAUAUUUGACACAACAAGGUUCGUAUCAACGUCGGCAACGACGAAUGGGAAAAUUGUUUACAGACGAUGAAGUGCAAUAUUAUACGGAAAAAUUUGCGCAACAACGAGAGCAAAUACUGGAAAAUGAAAAUAAUAAAAUUCAAUUCAUUUAUGAAUAA
Messenger RNA from Didymodactylos carnosus, 489 nucleotides. Lineage: Eukaryota; Metazoa; Rotifera; Eurotatoria; Philodinida; Philodinidae. The record is from the annotation of a GenBank genome assembly.